Messenger RNA from Lytechinus pictus (painted urchin), 4688 nucleotides. Its product is annotated as dnaJ homolog subfamily C member 10-like. Gene Ontology annotation, cellular component: endoplasmic reticulum lumen. Bases 137 to 2554 code for a protein of 805 amino acids. Gene Ontology annotation, molecular function: misfolded protein binding; protein-disulfide reductase activity; oxidoreductase activity, acting on a sulfur group of donors, disulfide as acceptor. The record is from RefSeq and is a predicted model, not a curated record. Gene Ontology annotation, biological process: IRE1-mediated unfolded protein response. The transcript has 21 exons. Lineage: Eukaryota; Metazoa; Echinodermata; Echinoidea; Temnopleuroida; Toxopneustidae.
AAAUUCCUCAACUUUUUCCCCCUUCAAGAACACCAUACGAUGUUACGUACACGUUUACUUGCUCUUUCGGACUCGAAGACCGAGUGGCUUUUGAGCUUUGUCAUUUGAGAGCAGAUCGUUGCUCCUAUCCACUAUCAUGGGGAGCCCGACAAGCUCAAGGAUGCCAUGGAAAGCCACCAUACUGAUUGCUAUUAUAUUGGUAACUUUGGUUGGGAUGGUUCACUCUGAAGAUUUCUACGAGUUACUCGGUAUCGAGAGAGAUGCUGACGCUAAGGAUAUCCGACGAGCCUUCAAACGGCUUGCUCUCACCAUGCAUCCUGAUAAGAAUCAACAUGAUCCCAAGGCCCAUGACAAAUUUGUUCGCAUAAAUCGAGCGUAUGAGGUAUUGAAAGAUGAUGAACUGAGGAAGAAGUACGAUCGAUUCGGUGAGGAAGGCCUGAAAGAACAGAAAAACCAAUGGAAUAGAUACGAGAGCUGGCAGUUCUACAAGACAGAAUUUGGUUUAUAUGAUGAGGAUCCUGAAAUUGUGACACUCAGCAAGUCUGAUUUUGAGCAAUCUGUGUUUGGAGAGGAUAUCUGGAUUGUGAAUUUCUACUCGCCAAGAUGUCAUCAUUGUCAUGAUCUAGCUCCAACUUGGAGAGAGUUUGCGAAGGAGGUAGAAGGGGUAAUCCGUGUCGGAGCAGUGAAUUGUUGGGAUGACCGCCCUCUGUGUACAGCUCAAGGUGUUAAGAGAUUCCCUACACUCUUUGUCUAUCCAAAGCAUGAGGAGUACACAGGGACAAGGACAUUGGAACCACUGGUCAAGUUUGCCCUCAAUCUGAUUGAUGUGACCAUUCAUCCACUGUGGACAGGUAAUUUCAAGAAGGUAUUGUUUUCCGAUGAAUCUAAGAAUCAGCCUUGGUUGAUCUCGUACUGUGGUUCCCCGACAGGAACUGAAGGAGAAACAAGUGAUGUUGCCAGUGUUGGUUGCUUAGAUAGAGAUGACCAACGCAAAUUAGCAGCCAUUUUGAAUAAGGUUGUGAAUAUUGGAUCUGUGGACUGCGUAGCCUCUUCACAGCUCUGUACCAAGCUAAAGAUUGAUGAAUCUACGAUACGCUUCUACCAGAAGGCAAAGGAAAUCACCAAAGGAGGAAAGGAAUUGGAGCUUGAGCAGCCAAAACAGAUUGGGGAUGAGAUCCUUAAACAGCUGCCAGAUCUUUCCACAUUCACUAGCUCUCAAUUACAGGAAGCCAGGCAUGACCUUGAGGUCAAAGGUGACUCCCCUCCAGUGGUGACAUACUUCAUGAAGCAAUCCGGAGACGAUGACCUGGAACUCAAGAAACUUCCUCAUCUCCUUACAGAUAUGAAGGUGAGGAAGUUUAAUUGCAGCACAGACCAAGCUCUCUGUGAAGAUCUCUACCUUGGCACUCAUCUACCAAAGGUGGCGCUCUUCAGGAAAGGAGGAGGUCAUGAAUUUCAUCACGGACGUUUGUUUGCCCAAGAUAUAGCAGCCUUUGCCAGGAGUGGUCUAAACUCUCGUCUAAGGGUUCUUGGUCCUAAUGACUUCCCUGAUCCUGUCAUUAGCAGCGGAGAGCCUUGGUUUGUGGACUUCUUCUCACCGCAUUGCCCUCCGUGCAGACAGUUAUUACCGGAGAUCCGUAAGGCAGCGUCUCGGGUGCCUUACGUCAACUUUGGCACCGUGGACUGCACCACGCAUCAGGCGCUGUGCAGCCAGCAGAAUAUCAGGUCCUAUCCUACCACGGUCUUCUUCAACGUCUCAAAGCCCCACAUCAACGUGGGAUUCUCAAAUUCACAUGCUAUUCAAGAAUUUAUAGAGGAUACCAUCAACCCGAAAGUGGUACCCCUUUCCCAAAGCUUGUUUGAUAGAUUGGUGAAGAAUAGAGCGAAAGAAGACCUUUGGCUGGUAGACUUCUAUGCUCCAUGGUGUGGUCCUUGUCAAGCCCUUAUGCCAGAAUGGAGAAAAUUUGCCAAAAAACUGAAUGGCACUGCUCAUGUAGGUUCGGUAGACUGUAUAGAGCAUGCGUCCUUAUGUCAACAGCUUAGUGUAAACAGUUAUCCUACCAUAAGAGCUUAUCCUAUGGGACAUACAGGCACUGCUAGAUUCAGUGCAUACAACGGCUGGAACCGUGAUGUCAUGUCUCUCAUGGGAUGGGUUCAUAAUUUUCUCCCGUCAUCCGUUGAGGUAAUCACCCAAAAUAACUUCAGAGAUAGAGUACUACGGAGCACCGAACCUUGGGUUAUAGACUUCUACGCGCCAUGGUGCGGGCCUUGUAUGUCAUAUAUGCCUUCGUUGGAAGAAGUAGCAAAGGCUUUGAAAGGCUAUGUACGGUUUGGUAAAAUUGACUGUCAGUCUUUCCAGUCGACCUGUAUGCAGGCAUCUAUACAAGCCUAUCCUUCUCUUAGAAUAUACAAAGGAACAGAAACUAAAGGAUACUCACAAAAUUGGUUUGGUGAGCAAGUUUAUCAAAAGGAACCGCAGUAUCUUAUCCCAUUCCUCAAACAAAGAUAUACUAAAAAUUUAGAUGGCACCGGCCAUGCGAAAGAUGAGCUAUGAUGUUGGCCAAAUUUGUUCAGUUUUUCCUUUCAACCACUGCAGUUCAUGGCUGAGAUAGUACGAAUAGGUUUAUAUCACAAACUUAGAUAUUGUUAUUUAUUAUCAUACCUUUUCUAUGUUUUUAUCUUCAUAAUAUUGUGAUUUCUGAAGGUUUCCUUCAUAAUAUUGAUGUACUUUGAAUUACAUGUUCUGUAAUUGUAUUCUGGAUUAAAUUAACUCACUAGGAAUUUCAAUGCAUUAUCAUUAGUGCCUUCAAGUUUAAGGUUUUUUUUUUCAUGGGCAUUUAAGUGCUCUGUGAAGAAUUUGAAUGUUAUUUUUAAAUCCCACAUUUGCAUUUUAUCCUCCAAAUGUUCACCAAACUUGCACAGAUGUUUGUGUGUAGCAGUUGUGCCAAUUGUUAUGGUUUAGUUUGGCGGGAUUUCAAGGACGUCUCGGAUAGUUUGGGAAUCAAUUCUGCAUUCUAUUUACAAUCACUAUUGCUUGUACGCCUAGUUACAAAUUUGAUCUAUUUUUAACACAUUAAUUGUGAAUCAGGAUUUGCAUUUGUUUUUAAAUAUAAAGUUAUAUUCGCUGCAAAAUGUUCACUAACCCAUGAAAACAUCCUGUUUGCCAAAUUUGCAAUAAAUAUAUUUGUUCUCAGUAUACUGUUAGGAGCACUUGUCUUUGCAUGCAAUUUGUGAUGAAUAAUGAUAAAACUACUUAGGUAUUUAAUGUAAAGUGCACAAAAAUAUAAUAGGACAUUUUUAGAAGUAGUAAUGUAAGAUGCAAGUAAUGCUUGAUACAGGAAGUCUUUCACUCUCUUCUAGGCUAAAAUAUUUAUAUGUCAUGUGGUAUGUGUAAUUUGGCAACACCUUUCUAUUUGAAUUUUCUACCAUUUUACAUAGUUUGGAGAAAAAAAACAUUGGUAUUUUAACAAGAAUUUUGAAAAGCAUGAUUGUUAAAUGUACUAAAAAUUGCCAAUUUCUUUUCGAAAAUAUUGAUUAAUCAUUUCAUUACAGUGCCAUUUUAAAGAGUGCUUAAGUUGUUAUUUAAGUUUUAUACUUCAGCUCUGGCUGUUUAAGUUUAAAAUGUGUGUUAAGAAUCUUCCUAGUCUUUCGUUUCUUUUAAAUCUAACUUUUUAAUUAUAUCAUAAUGCAUGUGCUACCAUUGUCCAUUAUCUUAAGAGCCUUGUGGACAUAUGAGAUUCCAUGGAGCAGAAGUGAAAAUUGAAAAAUUAAAGAUAUAUUUUACUGGAUAAACCCUGAGCCUAGAUAAGAAUAAAGAUUGAUUAAGUAACAGAGAUUCCGGAAAACUAGAGUUAUAAUAAGUACCACAGUAAUUAGUGCACAGUGUUUGGUACACUGUGACCAACCCAAUCCCGUAGCACUACUGCGUAUGAAUUCACAAUAAUGGCUUAAUUUGCGCACAUAAUGAAACGCACGGACCACCAGCCUAAUGUUACUUGAAAUUGAAUCGAAAACAGCCCCACUAGCUUUACCAGGUUUGUGCUGGUGAAUUGCAUAUAGCAUAUAUUUGAAUUAUUAAAUAACAAUGCAUGCGAGACUGUCUGAUGCAUUCCAAUAGUGUAUUUUACAAUGUCUUUUGUGUUGUGAAGCUCCAAGGAGCAGGUCCAAGGUAUUUAAUAUCUCCUUGCAGACAGGUCAUAUAUGAAUUGUUAUUUCUUUAUGUCAUGGUAGGUUAUAAGGAGUCAAAACUAUUAUUUAUUUAUGCAUAAAAUUGGAAAUUAUUGCAAGUAUUGUGAUGCGUAGGCUUCAUGAGAAUCAAAGGGCAAGUCUACCCAAACAAAAAGUUGAUUUUUUUAAAUAACAAGAGAAACAUCGAAUAAAGAGCUUAACACUGUUUUAUCAAAAUCAGGUUCAAAAAUGAGAAACUAAUGACAUUUCAGAGUUUUUGAUUAAUUUCACAAAACAGGUAUAUCACCUCCCAGUCAGUAUGUAAUUGAGGGAACCGAUGCUGUCACCCAUCAUCAUUUUUUUAAACUUUAUUUUGUGAAAUAUCUCAAAUUCUCCUCUUUAUAAAGUAAGGCAAAGUGUGGAAUUGCCAUUAUUGUAAUUUAAUGUGAUUUGAUGAAGAGUCUCCUUGUCAAUUCUGAAAUGAAAAAUUGUAUUAUUAAAAAUUCAGAAAAUUUCAAAAU